Molecule: messenger RNA, 1865 nt
Organism: Pseudovirgaria hyperparasitica
Lineage: Eukaryota; Fungi; Ascomycota; Dothideomycetes; Acrospermales; Acrospermaceae
Exons: 1
Coding region: 293-1543 (416 amino acids)
Source: RefSeq, a predicted model, not a curated record
UAACAUCUUGUUUUCAUUCUUUCGACGCGUGGACCCGCCUUCAUCCCUAGCUACCUCGCGUGCUUAGCCUGGUCUACUUCGCAGUCGUAAAACCGCACCACAGACGACGUUCACUUUCUUUUUUUUGACAUAUCAGACCUUUGCUUGCUAUGGCUUUUUCAUCAUUCGGCCAUUAGUAGAACGGGUAACGAGUAUUUUCGACCACCGAUUGGACCGACAACACCACGGUCCAGGCCUAUACCAGACUUAUUUAUCUUCAUUCGCUUCUUUGCAUCAUCUACAGGUAGAAAACAUGGAGGCACCAUUAGAUGCGGAUCGCAUAAGCCGAACGGCUUUGCGUAUUAUAGCAGCUUUGGCGUGGAUCUUUGCUGCGACCACUGCGGCUUUGACCUUGGUCGAUACCGUAGCUUUGGCAGAAACAUCAUAUCGCUUCUUGGCGGUAACAGCGACAGCAGCUGUCUUUGACCUGCUUAGUCUCGGUGCAAUCAUUUUGUUUGCUGCAAUCUCGCUCUUGGGUAAGGAGUGGACAUGGGCUUCUGCGAAUCGCAAGACGUAUCUCGUCCCAGGCUGCAUCAUCAUGUCGAUUCUGUCAGUUGGAUCGACUGUAGCAAGCUAUGUCUUGGUAGACAUCAACCUUGCCAAAGUCAUUGAUCAUCUUCCGGCGUGGUGGCUCAGUCCAAGCUACAUAAAAUACAUUGUUUGGGGCUUUGCGACGUUCAGCCAGGGCGUCAUGUACAUUUCCGUCUCCUGGGGCAGAUGGAGAAUGACGGGACCAACCAACAUGACACUCAACGCAGGUCCUCGGGAUUCCGUCAUCUCAAGCACCCGGACCCGGAAGCCGAAUCCGGCAACGUCACUUCAAGAGAUGGCUCGGCCAUUCGCUCGUGACGCUCGGCCAGUCUCAGCUUCAGCAUCUCGCAAAUCUUCACAGUCAUUUGACUCAUUACGUUCGUCUAUUCAGCAAGUCGUACGACCAGUCACGUCAAGAAGUCGACUUGUGAGCAAGCCGUCAACUCCUGUCGGAAGCUCGAGCUUCACGUCCGAGAAAUCAGCCGGUGAGAGACCACAUCAAUCGGAUGGAUUCGAUACGUGGGACACGUCUGCAGUGGAGCAACAUUACAGAGACGCGUUGAUGCCGUCUGCGACGUCGCCCAAUUCGAUUUCUGGCCCCUCUCGAGGCACAGCUCUUGAACCGAUACCAGGAAGUCGACCAGCCUCACCAGCAAAGCCACUGGACGGUCCAUUUCCGAGCCCGGCCGGCAGCUCACAUGAAGAUGUGGUCAUGUCUCCGAAGCCACCUCCAGCAAUAGCGCAGCUUGAGAGCCCUACGAUGAGCCAGAUGCACAUCCAUCCUCUUUUCCGGAGGGACUCACCAACGCCGCCACCAGCAGCAACGCCAGGUACCGUGAUCACGGCAGCACCGUACAGCAGCCAGCCGAUAUCGAGACCGCUCAGUCGCCGACCUACAAAAGAGAGCCUGCAUGAGGACCGAUUGAGGUCGAACAGUGGUGGCGUGAGUGUGAGUCCGCUUGGCAUUUCAUGAUUAUGGUUUAGAGGUGGGUGACAUGACUGUUGUGGGAAUAUGUAUGCGGAGCUGUAGAGAUAUGAGGUGGCUGUGCCGCCAUGUAUGAGAUAUGAGGGAUGUGGUUCUUUUCUUCUUUUGUUUAUCCACCCCUCUUGGAGCAUUGCAGGCGGGAGUAAUUAUUGGAGGCAGUCAUUCGUCGCAGGUAAUUGUGGUUUGCCGUUAUCAAGAUAUCGGAGAGGAACCAAGUAGGUCAAUGCUCGUUAGCGAGGCGCUUCUUUUUUAGGGUACAGGGAUCACUGAGGGGACUAUAACGAGAGGUGUUUUUUGGGGAAUGAUAGGC